UUCUUGAACUAACAUAAUAAGAGCUUGAACUUAAACAGAGAAGUUGAGAAUUUGAUCAAAUUAAAUGGGAAAGACAAAGACAGAGAGUGGAGAAACUCAAAUUUUGGGUUCAAAAUUUGAGAACCCAAUUGGAGAAGGGGCUCAGAGAGGGCUAGCCAUAGUGGACUUAGUGGUGAGAGUAAUGGCAACAAUGGCUACUCUAAGUAGUGCAAUAGUAAUGGGUACAGCCAAUCAAACUUUGCCAUUUUCAACACAGACCUCUCAGUUCAAAGCCAACUAUAAAGAUCUUCCUAUGUUUAUGUUCUUUGUGCUUGCAAAUUCCAUAGUCUGUGGGUAUCUCUUUCUAUCUCUUCCUCUGUCCAUUUUCCAUAUCAUGGAAGUUGCAUCAGUCACUCCAAGGCUCAUUUUGCUCAUCUUUGACAUGAUGGCAAUGGUGCUUGCAACAGCUGGUGCAUCAACGGCAGCAUCUGCAGUCUACUUGGCAUAUCGAGGCAAUGUUGCUGCCAACUGGGUUUCAUUUUGCACCCAAUUUGACUCUUUUUGUCGACGCAUUUCUGGAUCUUUGAUUGGCUCUUUUGGUGCAGUCUUCGCUUUCAUGCUUCUUAUUAUUAUUUCGAUUGUAGCAAUGGUUAGACGCUCAUCGUAAAAACAACACAACAAUAAAAAGCAUUAAUAACGAGAAGUUAAUAAUGUAUGAAACUAUACUAAAGUGUGAUACAUUACAUUUGAAAAAUAGACAAAAAUAAUAAAUAUAAAAGUGAGAAAAAAUCAAGAUUUUCAAAUA
This is a messenger RNA of Cucumis sativus (cucumber), 784 nucleotides long. RefSeq names its product casparian strip membrane protein 1-like. The record is from RefSeq and is a predicted model, not a curated record. NCBI's taxonomy places the organism in Eukaryota, Viridiplantae, Streptophyta, Magnoliopsida, Cucurbitales, Cucurbitaceae. Bases 65 to 646 code for a protein of 193 amino acids. The transcript has 3 exons.